AUGAAGAGCCGAGCACUUCUGAAUAUUUCAGUGGUUCUGUGGAUCGUGAUGUCAUUGAUGAUCGAAGCCAAACGAAGCAAUGCAGAACCAAUCAUUGGAGCAUUGAAACGACUGAAUGAUAACGCGUUAUGGGCAACGAAGCUGUUGAAAGAGUUCGACCUAGAACAGGCAUCUGAUGGCGUGUACUCACGUUUAUCUAGAUUGUGUUAUUUCACUCCUGUGCAGUGCUUACUGCCAUUAGCCGGCGAACAGAAAGCCGAUCACUUGCUUCUGGUUAGUCCUCUUGGCCGCUGA
Anisakis simplex (herring worm) is the source of this 294-nucleotide messenger RNA. NCBI's taxonomy places the organism in Eukaryota, Metazoa, Nematoda, Chromadorea, Rhabditida, Anisakidae. The record is from the annotation of a GenBank genome assembly.